AGCUCUUAAUACAACGAUAAAUCGAAAGAAUAUGAAAAAUCAUCUCCAACGGAUUUCUGGCUCAAUUAUUGAAGGUAUCAAGCAAGAAAUAUCCGAAAGACUGAUAUCGAUCAAGAUCGACUCGGCUUCAAGAUUUGGAAGACAUAUCCUGUGCAUCAAUGCCCAAUAUGAACUCAAUCACGAAGUGAUGACGCGCACACUAUGUAUGAUUGAAGUAAAAGAAAGUCAGACAGCUAAGUUCUUGAAAAUCCAAAUUCUGGAAGUUCUGAAGCGAUUCAACAUAUCGCUUGAUCAGAUAUUCUCGAUCACUUCGGAUAACGGUGCCAAUAUGAUAGCAGCAGCAAAGAAGUUGCAGGAACAAUUUUCAACCGCAGUUGCUUCGGACGACUGGGCAAAUGAAGAAGACGUGAUUGAUAACACGGAAGAAAUAAUGGACGCUUUGAGUGUGGAGUUAAGUGAUCAUUUCAACAUUGUUCGUUGUGCAUCUCACACUCUUCAGCUGCACUGUGUCAAAUUCAGAUGCAAAUAUCAAAAUUGUGACGGAGUUCUCAAAAAGCAACUCGAUGAAGAAACUUGGCAGUUUAUGAAAGAAUAUGAAGAAGCGUUCCGUCCAAUGUAUAUCACGACGAAACUACUACAAGCUGAACAUCAAGCUUUUUCGGAUUUCUAUAUGAAUUGGAUUUUGGCGAUUAGAAAUCUGCAAAGUUUGAAAAACAACCGAUUUGCUGCCCCGCUAAUUCAAUCCCUCAGAAAUCGUUUGAAAAUGCUCACGCAGAACAUGGCUUUCAAAGCAGCUCUGUUUUUAGAUCUCCGCUUCAAUUAUUUGAACUCUACGGUGUUAUCCCCAGCAGAAAAGGAAGAAGUUCAGAAAUAUCUCAUCAAAACCUGGAGAAGGAUUCAACAGACAAAACGUGUAAAUCCUAUGCCUAACGGUGCUGGUGAAUCAAUUUCAACCAACAAUGAGGAGAGCUUGGGAGAUGAAAUUGCAGACUUCCUUACUGAAAUGUUCGGUGGCACCUUACAAACGCAAGGCGCAACGGCUGAUCCUGAAGCGCAAUUGACCGAACAACUCAAACUACUUGAAAUUGGAGAACGGAUGCCACAUGACCAUAAUGUUUGGGAUCACUGGAUUGCGCGCAAAGCAACACAUCCACAAUUAUCUGCGGUUGCAUUGGUUGUUUUGGCUACUGCAUCAUCUCAAGUGUCCGUCGAAAGAGCGUUCAGUGGAUUGGCUUUAAUUUUGUCAGACCUGAGGACUGGUUUGUCGGAGGAUACGCUGGAACACAUUUUGCUGAUUAAAUUGAACGAAAGCUUGCUCGACAGGAUCCUUCCGUCACUUACGCAGCAUGCACUACAGCCAAACACCUGAAGAUCGCCAUCUGGUGUAAUUUAAUGAUUUUAUUACUUUUAUUCGUUUGUCAUUUGUUAAUGUUUUUCUUUACUUAUAUAAAUAUAAAAAUGUAUGGAUAUACCUAAAACAAAACAUUUUUUCUAAUAACGAAAAUUACCCAAAAAGAAAUAGAAAUUGAAAGAAAACAGAAUUGAAGUUCUAAUGCUAAUGAAGUACGCUAGUAUGACAAACGAAUUUCAAUGAAAUUCAUUUGGGACU
This is a messenger RNA of Aedes albopictus (Asian tiger mosquito), 1609 nucleotides long. RefSeq lists its product as uncharacterized. Gene Ontology annotation, cellular component: nucleus. The record is from RefSeq and is a predicted model, not a curated record. The coding region runs from base 32 to 1369 and encodes 445 amino acids. The transcript has 4 exons. Gene Ontology annotation, molecular function: protein dimerization activity. NCBI's taxonomy places the organism in Eukaryota, Metazoa, Arthropoda, Insecta, Diptera, Culicidae. Gene Ontology annotation, biological process: regulation of transcription by RNA polymerase II.